Messenger RNA from Menidia menidia (Atlantic silverside), 2973 nucleotides. The record is from the annotation of a GenBank genome assembly. Lineage: Eukaryota; Metazoa; Chordata; Actinopteri; Atheriniformes; Atherinopsidae.
GCAGCGACUCGGUCACCAGAGCUGAAUCCCAGCAGAGAUAGCAGCAAGCAGGCACUUCCACGCCGCGCAGGCUAACUCGCUUUCGGCUUUGGUUCGACAUGGAGGCUCGGUGGACCGCAAGAUGCUCCGGCACGCGCAACUUUAAGAGUGGACUAACCCUGUGGUUGAUUCUGUGGCUGGUGGUGGUGAAGCCGGGCGGGGUUACUGCAUGUCCCAGGCUGUGUGUGUGUUACCCCACGCCCAUGACGGUCAGCUGCCAGUCCCAGAACCUCACAAUAGUGCCAGCUGGCGUGCCCUACGACUCGCAGCGUGUCUUCCUGCAGAACAACCGCAUCACAGAGCUUCGCGCAGACUCCUUUGGCUUUGAGACACAGGUGUUGUGGUUAUACGGCAACAACAUCACGUGGAUUGAGGCUGGAGCCUUCAGUAACCUCAGGAUCCUGGAAGAGCUGGAUCUGGGUGACAACCCCUCGUUGCGGCAUCUGGAAGGUGGAGCGUUCAGGGGCCUGGAGAAGCUGCAGAGCCUGCACAUGCAUCGGUGCAAGCUGGCCACUCUCCCCCAUGACAUCUUCCACAAGUUGUACAGCCUUCAGUUUCUCUACCUGCAGGAAAACCAACUCCACUUUCUUCAGGAUGACCUGUUCUCAGAUCUGGUCAACCUAACCCAUCUGUUCCUUCAUGGAAAUCGUGUCCGUACCCUCUCUGAAAAUGUGUUCAGAGGCCUGGUCAACUUGGACCGCCUCCUUCUCCAUGACAACCGCAUUAGGCAGGUAAACCGUCGGGCUUUCCGCGACCUGGGCCGUCUGACCAUCCUUUACCUUUUCAACAACUCCCUGGCUGAGCUGCCGGGUCAGGCCAUGAAAGACACUCAGGGCAUCCAGUUUCUGCGCCUGAAUGAGAAUCCCUGGUCCUGUGGCUGCGAGGCCCGUCCCCUGUGGGAGUGGUUCCGUAAAGCCCGCAUAUCCUCUUCUGAGCUCCUGUGCUCCUCCCCCACUCAGCGUCGUGGCCAAGACCUCAGAUUCCUGCGGGAAAUGGACUUUGCUCUCUGCCCCCUGCCCGACCCAGGCUCACUGGCUGGAUCCACCACAACCACCUUCAGCACCAAGACCCGCUGGUGGUUUUCCAAGAACAAGCCUGCAUCCUCAUCCAAGUCCUCAUACCAGAAGAGCUCAGAAACAGUGAAAGCCUUCCCAUUCUCCCCUGUCAAGCCUCAGUCCAUCCCAAAAAUUGCAUCUGACACAAUCCCCUCCAAGUAUGAACUGUCAGACGAUGAGGCAGCACUCCCUAAGCUGGAUCCAGAAGAGUACUGGGCCAAUUAUGGCAAUGAAGACUCAUCCAUCCGCUGCUAUGAGUUGGAGUGUCCUCCAAACUAUGACAGUGCAGCCUUCCCCUCAUCUUCCUCUCAAAUCAUCACCCCAAAAACUCUCCACCUACUCGUCUUCUCCAUUGUCAGUCUCUCCCUCCAUUUCCUUUUUAGCUGAACUCAUUUCCUCUUGCCCCCCUUUUCUAUCCUCUGAUUUCUCCUCCUGCUCUUUACUAUUCUAACUAAAACUUGCAUCUUGAAUCUUUUCAGUUCCCUCCUGGUUAUGCAGGGGUUACUACACUGAUCAAAGAGACAGGUUAGGCAGCAGGGAGCUGUUACAAAUAGCAGAGGUCAAACGAGUUAACAAAGAGCGAGAAAAGAUCCUAAUGAUGAGCUCUAUGCUGCUCCGUAUAUGCAUUUGAAAAGUGGGGAUUGUAUUGCCGAAGGUUAUUCUGCAAGUGACCGGACGACAGCAGAAACCUGGCAAGUAAAAUGGUGGCAUCUCCAGUUGUUUCUUAAACAAUGCAGGCGUUGUGACUCAUCCACAGCUAUUUUCUAUUUUCUGUAUGAACUAGUGUUCACCGUUCAGUCCACACUGACAUUAACUCACGAAAAAAUUAACACUAGUGAAUCAAGGUGGGUUUGGAAUCACUGAAUGUAAGAGAAAGAUGUGGGUGGAUCCAGAAGAGAUUCAAAAUCUCACGCGAUCUCAGAAAUACCAGCAAACUACCACCACUUGUAAAUACCACACAGUCUCACUGUACAUAUACACAUUGCACUUUGUAUAUUAGACUACCUGGAUUUGUACUUUUAUUUUAGUAAACAACCACCUGUGGCGAUAGAAGAGAUAUUUAGAUUGUGAACAAAAUGCAAACCCAUGAACUGUGGAAACCAGAUUUUAGCCCCAGUUAUUUUUCUUUAAUCUCUGUCUCUCUGGCAGUCUGAGAACUUGUUUUACAAUUGAGAGUGGGACAUAAUGUUCAACACUAAACAACAGAAGGCUUGUGCUCCAGAUUCCUAAGUGUGUCUUUCAGUGUUAGUGAGAGCCAAAGAGACCAAAAUACUGAGUAAACCAGCUUGAUAUUUUCCUAGUGUGCCUGUUGAACAGACAGAUUUUAACAGACUGUUAGUCUGGAAUCCCAAACAAACACUAAGAAGGGGGUAAAUGACACCAGUGUAUGGUCCAAAAUGGCUCUUUGUGUUGCUUGAAAGCUUUGGAUUGCUGUCUUACUGCUUCUUGAUCCUUAGCAGGCCUAAGUGUGUAUGUUUCUGCACCACAAUGUGUGUAUUUCUUUCAAACAAGUUCUUUUGCAAGAUAUUAAAGUCUGCAUUUUCAUUUGAUAAUUGCAAAGCAAUCUGUAUAUGUUUUAAAUAAACGUUUUUGGAUUUAAUGAAUCCAGUUCAAUCGCUUGUUCACUAUAACAAUUUGCACACUGAACCCUUUUAUCCCACACAAUGACUUUUAGUGGGAAAUGAAAUUUACAGAGGUUGCAUAUUCCUCCUUAGUCCUAUAUGUUGAAUCUGAUCCCAACCUUAACCAAGACUGUGAGUUCCUGAACAGAACAUAUAAGAUACUCUGAUGUGGUUGGAUUCUUUAUUUUAAAAAGAAAAAUAUGUUUGAUCUGAAAGUGUUUUGCUUUGGUGGAAAAUAAAGGAAAUAAUCAAAGUCA